UCUCUAAUGGCUGAACAACAACAACUGUCGGCGACUGACAAACUUUCGCAAACUUCAUCAGAGACAAAAGAAAGUUAGAGAUAUCGGCUUGUGUUGUUUCUGUAACCGGUUAGGGUUAUUUGUCUGUUCGUCUUAUAGUCACAAAUGUGGGAUUACUGAUGGAUCCGAGGUAUGAUAUUCCACGGAGGGCCGCCGGCGGUGGCGGCGGGGGCUCCGCGAACUCGUCCCCCGCUCUGGGGGCUCAGUCACGCCGCAGGAAGAUGCCUCCCAGACCCGCUGAUUUCAAACUUCAGAUUAUCAUUAUUGGCUCUCGUGGUGUUGGUAAAACAAGUCUCAUGGAAAGAUUUACCGACGACACUUUCUGCGAAGCUUGCAAGUCAACCGUAGGAGUUGACUUCAAAAUCAAGACGGUUGAGCUGAGAGGGAAGAAGAUUAGACUACAGAUAUGGGACACCGCAGGUCAGGAGAGGUUCAACAGCAUCACAUCAGCAUACUACAGAGGAGCCAAGGGAAUUGUGCUUGUGUAUGAUAUCACAAAACAGGAGACCUUUGAGGACCUUCCCAAGUGGAUGAAAAUGAUUGACAAGUACGCCUCAGAGGAAGCAGAGCUUCUGCUGGUCGGGAACAAGCUGGACUGUGAGACUGAUCGCAUCAUCUCCAGGCAACAAGGAGAGAGGUUUGCCUCUCGAGUAAGUGGAAUGCGCUUCUGCGAAGCUAGUGCGAAGGAUAAUUUUAAUGUGGAUGAAAUCUUCCUGAAGCUUGUGGACGACAUUCUUAGCAAGAUGCCUCUGGAAGUUCCCAACAAGGAGCUUUCCAACAGUGUCCUGUCUCUGCAGCCUGAACCGGAAGUGCCACCGGAGUUGCCCCCUCCUCGCAUGCGCUGUUGCUGAGAGUCGGAGUGGUCCCCCACCCUACCUAUGCGCGCGCACACACAAACAUACACACAAACAUACACACACACACAGCUCAUACAUGCAGAGUACCAAUCUGGCCACUGGGGGGCAGCACACAGCAGCACUUUGGAAUCGGUGACUGCUGCUGAAAUGCAUGGACUCUUUAAACAAGCAGUGUUAUCUUCCUUUGAUUAUUCUCCUGUUUUGUAACUGUACACUAUGACCUGCUUCACACUAACACUUAGGCCUGAUGAAUCACCCACUUCCUUCCACCUUUCUGUCAACACUUGACCCAGACUACCUCAUUGCUCAGACGGUUAGGCUAGUUGUGCCCCGCAGGUGCCUUCCAGGUAGAGAGUCCUCUGGUAGCAGUUGCACUUUUUUUUUUUUUUUGCUUUGUUUUUGAGGAGGGCCAUUACUGAGGGCCUUACAACUUGUUUGGUUCCGGUAGUCCUUUAUCAUCACACCAAGUUUAACAUUGUCUGAGUUGGGUCUGUUAUCUCUGCAUUUACUAGCUCACAGAAAAGGGAUGACAACAUCUCACGGCUUCCCUGCUUAGUUUAAACUCUUGAGGCUGCAGGUACAUAGUUUUAGUGUACUUUUGUGUGCUCGUUAAUAUGUAUGGUUUCAAAGUGGCUCAAGGUAAACAAAAGCACACUGUGUAAAUAUAGUGUGUUUCUGUAAUGACUGGACAUGGUGCAGGUGGUUGUGGCCAGCAGCAGGGGUUGUGUGGUGGUGAUAUCAUAUCAGUUUAUAUUGCUUUGCCUUAAUAGUAUUAAAAUGGCUGGAACAGCUCGUUUCAAAUGUGUAUAAAUUGUAAUGUUUUGCACUACAAUCCAUCUUCGCUAGUUAAGCUGACAUGCAGAAAAGGAAAGUACACGACUUGUAGUUUAGCACUAAUAAAGAUCGAUCUGGCCUUGGCACUGCCGCUCGGAACUCUUCCACACCCGAUCGGGACGCAAGGAGAGAUGGGUAGUGUAGUCUUUGAGGGAUUUGUCUUUGUACAAGGGAAUUCUCCCUGUGUUUGUGGCCGGUAUAUCAGAGCAGAUAGUACACUGGCAUAUGUGGGUCAGCCUUUGUUGUGUUUUUGUUACUAAUAUUUGUGCUUUGUCUUUUCCUUUGAAUUCAGAUACAGGUUAGAGACAAAAACGUGUUUCCCUUUUGGAGGGAAAAAUGCAGGAAGGUUUGAUUAGUAUUUGAAUGACUCAGGAAUCUUUGGUCGGUUCCUAUCUGUUGUGCUAGCGGCUCGAUUGGCUUUGAGUUCUUUUUAAAAAAAAAUGCUUAAAAUGAUCAUUUGCAUUUUUUUCUUUUGAUUUUGAUUUGGCAGUUUGUUACGGACCAGUUUGUGGAUUAUCUGUUACUUCCACAUUUUCAGAAAUACUAGGCAGUGCAUAUAAUCUAAGCCUUCCUGUGUAUGAUUAAAUCCUUUAAAGGGGACCUAUUAUGCUAUUUUCAUAUUUGUAUUCUUGGACUCUACUAGAGUAGCUUUGCAUGAUUCACUUAUACUGGGCUUCACUGAAGACCCUCUGUUAAUCCAUCGUCUGAAACAAGUCGUUUAAGCUCCCAUACCCCUCACUUUGAGCCUGGGAUGUCAAACUAAUUUUACAUGGUGGGCCACAUACUGCCCACUUUGGUUUGAAGUGUGCCUGACCAGCAAAACUCCUCUCUCCAUCAGUGUAAAGAUGUUUAACUACACCUUUAAUCCCAUUUAAUCUAAGAAAAACAAGUGUCAACAGUACAUCAUACACGAUGAAGACAUUUUGCAGUAAGUGAAUUAAAUCUGUCAGCAUAAAUAAAUAAAUAUGUAAAAUAACAGAAAAAACAUAAUUUAUUCAUUCAAAUCAUAGAAACCUUCAUAGGAACCUUAAGAUGUUCCAAAGCCGUCCAUUGGGCUGGAUGGAAGUCUUUCCCUGGCCGAUUCUGGGCCUCAGGCUUCAUGUUUGACACCCCUGCUUUAAUCCAAAAAUAUUCUGAUUGGUUGCCCAUCACAUUCACAACACUUGAAUGGCAGAUGGGUGAAGUUUCUGUGUAAUAUCUCAAAAACAAGAUAUUGCACUUCUUUGGUCCGGUCACAUUCAAAUCUCAGCAAUAAAACCGUGUUGUUGUUUUUUUUAAACUGUCUGAAAGUGAAUAUUCAGAGCAGUCUGAAGCCUAAACUUGACUCAUUGCACAUACACUGAUUUAAAAAUUUGAGUCAGUUCAAUUUCUGAGCAAGCAUCACCACAAUGUGACUGAUUGAGAUGUGGAGAAGCAUAAUAGGUCCACUUUAAUUCUUCCGUCUUUGUUUCCUAAAUGACUUCAAGUGUAGCGCUGUGUUUGUGUUUCGUUAGAUGUUGCAGUAAAAGCUCAAGUCUGAGGGUGAGGAAAACUGCUCAAGUGAACCGAUUCAAAAGGAAUGACUUUAGUUAAUUUUUUCUUGUUUUGUUGUUGUUUUUUAGAUUGAAUUUUUAUGUUAAAGUCGAGCUUUUGUGGUAAUAAAAUGGCACAUUAUGUAUUCUAACAAAUGAAAACGUUCAUCCCAAAACGGAGAUGUUGAAAAUGCGAUGCCUUUGCUAAUGACACCGUCUCCGUCAUCCAAGCACAUCUUGCAAUAAGACCAUCAGCCAGCAAAACGACCUUUGAAUAAAAAUUAUCAGAAAAUUUGGGGUUUUAAAGGUUGUGUUUUGAAACGUUAGCUGAGGAUUUCUUGAGUUUUUUGGAAGGAAACAUUUGAUUUGUCCCUCUUCCUUUGACUUUUUGCAUUUCACACUAACCCUGUGGUCUCUGUUUUAAUAGCUCAAGCCUUACUUUACUACUCAGUGUUUAAAAUAUACAUUAAAAAAGUGCUUUUGUUUGAAAUGUGUAUCUUUUAAGAUGGAAGACUGUACUUUGUAUUAAACCUGUUUUUGAGAGGUUUUGGCAUGUUUAAAGCAGAUUUAUGGUAUUUAUAACUUGUGGCAUUCUUGAACUAAUGAAAUACAAUUAAAGAUGUCUAUAUUUA
Messenger RNA from Pelmatolapia mariae (spotted tilapia), 3873 nucleotides. It is a transcript of the gene rab12, whose product is annotated as RAB12, member RAS oncogene family. Gene Ontology annotation, molecular function: GTP binding; GTPase activity. The coding region runs from base 159 to 890 and encodes 243 amino acids. The record is from RefSeq and is a predicted model, not a curated record. The transcript has 6 exons. Lineage: Eukaryota; Metazoa; Chordata; Actinopteri; Cichliformes; Cichlidae. Gene Ontology annotation, cellular component: plasma membrane; synaptic vesicle; endosome. Gene Ontology annotation, biological process: Golgi vesicle fusion to target membrane; endocytic recycling; protein localization to plasma membrane.